Messenger RNA from Cannabis sativa, 2827 nucleotides. Its product is annotated as protein S40-2. The record is from RefSeq and is a predicted model, not a curated record. Bases 1820 to 2350 code for a protein of 176 amino acids. The transcript has a single exon. Lineage: Eukaryota; Viridiplantae; Streptophyta; Magnoliopsida; Rosales; Cannabaceae.
AUUAUGUGCAUGAAAAGGAGAGGACGUUGUGGCUUUGCUUGUGCUAUUAUGUCUUAUAAACAUUUUUCUUCCUCCGAAAUUACCAAAUCAGGAAAGUUUAUUAAAGUAAAGAUCACAAAAUGGUAAAAAAAAGAGUUUGACUACGAAAUGAACAUUAAUGGCCAAAACUCAGAAGAUGGGAUCAUGCAGACAGAGAAAGGUAAAUUGUUUGUAGUAGUAUUACAGCAUAAGAUUAUCAAAUAAUAACUCACAUUGAUUCACAUACAUAUAUAUUAUGGAAGAGAUAUAGAUGCAUGAUGACCUGAUAAGCCUGGCCCCAUGUAGAAGAAUAGAAAAAGUAAAGAAAAAGCGUUGACCCACACCCAAGGCUGUCUUGGGUCAUUGUCGUACAGAGCUCCUGAUAUAAAUUUUGAGUAGACCCCUCAUCACUACUUAAUAAACCCUUUUCUCUACAAACCACAUAUAUCGAUGUAACAACACCAUCAAUAUCCAUAUCCAACUCAAACAGGAGAGUUAAAGAAAGAGGCUUUAACUCGGCCAGCACCAGCAGCACUCCCAUCUAGGCCAUCUCAAAAGAAGUUAUAAAUAUAUAUAACUCUCUUUCUCUCUCUUCAUCUGUCGAAUUAGCUUAGUUGUUGUACUUGUAGUAGUGAGUGAGUGAGUGAGUGACUUGGGUUCUUAUUAUUUGUUGUUGUAUAUUAUAUUGUGAGGUGUAGAGAUAAGGUUACAGAAAUCAGUGAACUUGGUUUUAACCAAUACUUCUUCUCCACCUUUCCCAAUCAAAGUCCGGUCUUUUCACUGCUUUUAAAUAAUAUAAAUAUAUCUGUAACUUCUUUAUAUUGAUUGAAUUGAGUGAAUGAAUGUAUAAGUUUAAUAUGGUGUCAUGCCUUACAGUCUUAGCUUAAAAGAUAUUAACUUUGUUACUAUAUGUGGUAAACAAUAAUGCUCUGAAUUUAGACCUGGUUACUACUACCUUUAUUAUAGUGCCUCUUCUCCCCUUCUUCUUCCUUGUUAUUUUUGUACCCUUUGUUUUGUUCUCUUUAAUUACUUUCAUCACUCUUUUCUGUGGGCUUGUUUUAUAUUUUACAUAAAAUAACAUUUGAAGAAGAAAAGAGUAUAAAAAUUAAAAAUCCCACCUUUGGUCUGACCAUUACUUGAAGUUUGACAUGGUGGGAAGUGAGAUUCUCAUAAAAACCCAUCAUUUUGUUAGGCUUUUUCUUUCAAGUGUCAACUGAAGGAACUAAAAGUUAAAACCCCAAAAUUCAUGCCCACCAGUUUUUUCCUUGUCUUUUUCUCUCCUUCUCUGUUGUAUUCAGGGUACUAUUUUUGAAAGCCUUGAAAUUUGUGAUCUUUAUUUUGGAGUUAUUCAUUCAAGGCCAAGAGAAAAAAGUAAACUCUUUUCUUUCUUUUUAUUAUAUUUGAAAAUUUCUGUUUCUUUUUUCAUUUGAUUCAGCUUCUCAUCCUUCCUUUCCUUUGUUAGUUAUAUAAGAAGUAGUUCUGGUCUUAAGCACCAAGUAAUAGUUAGAGAGAAAUCUUUGAAAAAGUCUUAUCGCCUUUUGGAAGGUAUUGAAACAAAGCCAAGGUAGAUUCCUGAUAUUAUUCUCUCUGCCAAACUUUUAUGCUUUUUGAUUCCCAAGGAAAAUAAAAAUACCAUUUUUACAACUCUCUCUUUCCUCUGAUUUAUAUCCCUAUUUAGGUUGUAUAUAUCUCUUUCUCCUUUUUAACUUUAUUUGGGCUUUUAAAAUAGAUAAAAAAAAAACUUCCACUGUUUCAACAGUUUUUUCUUUUCUUGGUGAUACUACCAAAGCCAAAAGCCAGAAUGGAAAACUGGAAUAAUGGUGUGAUCAACAAAAGGAGUGGAAGAUCAUUAUUGAGAGAUAUUGAUCAAGAAUUUGAAGAAGAAGAGAUAUGGGGUUCAGUUAAAAAGACUGAUCAAGAUUAUUUUUCAACUACAGGAAUGAGAAAGAGCUUAGUCUCUUCUUCUUCCUCCUCCUCUGCUCCAAGAAUGAUUCCCAGAAAGCCCACAAACAAUAAUGAAGCCAAAGUAGUAGUAACUCAUCAAUCCUCAGCACCCAUGGAAAUCCCUGAUUGGUCAAAGAUUUAUGGGAAGAAUAAUGGCACCACCAUGACUAAUGGUUAUCAUGAUCAUGAUGUUUAUUAUAAUGGUGAUGAAGAUAACAAUGAUGAUGAUGAUGGAAUGGUCCCUCCACAUGAAUGGAUAGCCAGAAAGCUUGCAAGGAAUCAGAUUUCUUCAUUCUCUGUUUGUGAAGGAAUAGGAAGAACACUCAAAGGAAGAGAUCUUAGCAAGGUGAGGAAUGCUGUGUUGACAAAGACUGGUUUUUUAGAAUAACAUAUUUCAUUAUUAUAAUUAUUAUUAUUUUGUUUUGUUGAGUUGAGUUGAGUUGAGUUGGGUCCCUCUUUUACAACGUCAUCAAUAGUGGUUUUGGAUUUUGGUAUUUGGGGCUUCAAAUUAAUGAAGUUAAUUACAUUAUAUUUAUAUUUGGUAUAUGAUAUUGCCUCUACUAGUGUAGAGUACUCAAUUUCGGGUCCCAUGUUAAUUUAAGGUUCAUUAUUGUACUAAUAUAAUAUUUUAUUAGUGUACUAGAGUAGAACUAGAUUAUGUCCAUUUUAAAAAGAAAGAAAAAAAAAAUGAAAGGUAGAGUUUGGUUCUUGGCUUGGUGUUGGUGAUGGUGCUCUUAAAGAAAUGGCGGCCUCUGCAAUUUUGUCUGCUAGUGGAUUCCAUUGCACUUAUUUAUUGUUCUAGUUGUUGUAAGGUGUAGUAUGGUUUAUAAUUAUUAAUUAUUAAAAACAAUUAAUUUUUAAUUAC